AUGGCCGCGAAUACAGAACCUGGCUUCUUCCGCUUGAUCGUGCUAUCACAGGGUCAAUGGGAAGAUGAGAUUCGUUGCACACUUCUGCCCUUCGACCGCUCACGAGAUGGGUACCCCCCGUACAAGGCCUUGUCAUAUGCUUGGGGGCGUUGGAGUCGAGUACCCCCCGAGGUCCUGGUCAAUGGGCGUAAAGCCAGAGUAACGCCCAAUCUCGAAAUAGCCCUAAGGCAUUUGCGACACGAAGACGCGGACAUUGCUCUCUGGAUUGAUGCUCUCUGCAUUGACCAGAGUAACACCGAGGAGCGAUCCUCCCAGGUUGCUCAGAUGCGAGACAUUUAUAGCAGGGCAGUAGAGGUGAUAAUCUUUCUCGGCAGUGGACUGCAACUUGGCAUGCCUAAGCCCCCAUCUUCUCGAGAUCAACGCCCGUUUCAAAGGUUCGGUGGCUGCAAAGCCGAUUUCUUGCUUGCAAGCCAGUAUAUCGAUGCUUGGAAGACAUCGUCCCUGAAGAAGCCCGUUCAACCGUUGGAGGUUUUUGCCUUCUUGACGAUUGUGAGUCAGUCCAGGGAAAUCCCAAACCCACUUGGAGUCUUGGAGGAUAUCCCCGAUGCUCAUAUGGCUGCCCUUGCCGAGGCUUUGCGACAUACAUUACUCGCUCCCUGGUGGGAUCGCAUAUGGGUUGUCCAGGAGGCCGUUGUCGCCAACAGUCUGACCGUAAGAUGUGGCAACGUUGAAGUGCCAUGGGCAUUGCUAGUCGCAGCUGCGGAGGUUCUAUGUGACUGGCAGUCUAUCCAUGGGAAGUAUCCUAGCUCCUUGUCAACGGCCGACGCGAAAGUCUUCAAUCUGGCCACACGUAUAUUGUACUUGGACAAUUUCCGUACACAUUGGGCUCAAUCUCGAGGAACAAAUCUUCUACUGCUCCUGCGAUAUUUCGGAUUUCGCCGUACUUCUGAUGAGCGGGACCGAGUGUACGCGCUCCUAGGGCUAUGCAACGAAGCGACCGUGUUACGGCCUGACUACAGCUUACAGGUGGACGAAGUGCACAUGGCACCAGUUCUUGUGGCUAUCAGGAACACCAAGUCGCUCGCUGUUCUCAAUGGGGAUCACAGCCGCAAAGUAAGACAAGAUAUCCCAUCUUGGAUUCCUGACUGGAGCACAGAACGUGAGAGUAUCGAGCGCCGGCGGACCGAACUUUCCACUUUAUAUGAUGCCUGCAAGGGCAUCAGUUUACUAUUGAUGACGGAGAACAACAAAUCUGUAUCGGAGUUGAUAAGAGACGACAUAGCUUCGCUUCUUGGCAAGCUCAAGGCUGAAUACUACCCUCAACGCCUUCUAAGAGCAGAAUAUGCUGCGCGGUUACGGGACCCGAGAACAAGCAUUUUCCAUUCGCCAACUGUCGGACCAGAGAUUGAGAAGAUCUGUGGGGAUUUGGCGAUGUAUUAUCACACAGAUGGCCUCAGAGAACUUCCCAGAUACAGCACCAUCAUCCACAGUGGGCAAUCUCUGAGGAUUAUUGGUAGGAAAGUUGGAACCGUAACGAAGACCACAGAGCCAAUACACGAGUCCCUCAACGCUGAGAUAGCGGCCAAGGUGCUUGGUGAAUGGGCAAAAGUGGCUCGGGCGCGGCCUGUUGAGUAUACGCAUGACAUGUUUCUGAGGACAAUCUUUUCCGACAUGAAGAAGACCCCGGAUGAAUCCCUGAGACGGCUCCAGGCCGGUGAUAUUGAUUCAAGAGACGGAGGGCUUAUUCUAGGAAGAGAUCCGGACGAGACACUCGCUCCUCUCUUUCUCGAUUACGACCGAUUUGCAGAGGUCAUACGACUAUCUAUAUCGAAGCGAGCAAUGUUCUUCAUCAAUGACGUCGACGAGUUCUAUUCGGCAUCACUGAAGUCUCUCGACAAGCAAGAAAUGCUUCUCUCUCAAAGUGAGAAGCUGUUUGGCCAAAAUGGCAAAGAAGAAGCUCACAUCGAGACUAUCCACCAGCACAUGAAGCUUAUCAGUGAGGCUAGGCUUCUCCAACAUAGCAGAUUCCUUAGGCCAAGGGAAGACAUCCUGAUGAGCGAAUCCGCAAGCCUGGAUGAUUCAUUUGAUGGUGCCAUGAGGCUCCUUAAUGGCCGUCUGGUGCACUAUGCUCAGGGACUGUCUAGUCGAGAAAUCGCAGGAGAAAAAUAUGCACCAGAGGUUGCAGAGCCCGGGGAAGCGCCUCAGCCGACAGUAUAUCUUCACCGCGACGACUUCCGUAAGUCGCAAGAAGAGAUGAUCAAUGAACAUAGAGAACUGCUCCGACAACAGAAGGAGUUGAUCCUCCAGAACAAGAGUGUGUUUGACAGAGACACCGAACAAAAGCAGCUCAAGAGCCAAGAGUUCUAUUAUGACAGACGCUUCUUUGCCAAGUACGGGCAUAUGGGUAUGGGCCCAAUGCUCAUGAAAGAAGGGGACGAAGUAUACAUUGUGCCUGGGAGCAGGGUACCACUGGUUCUACGUCCCGAAAGCUGCUGUGAGAACCGCACUUGCUCUCAUUCGCCUCGAAGAUUUCGACUUAUUGGCGAUUGUUUCGUUCAUGGCGUAAUGGAUGGGGAGCUUGGCCUCGACGGCUUCGAUAUCCUUACUAUCGACGAAUUGUCGGAUGACAAACACUCGUGGAAGGAGUUUAACGAUGGCCGUGAUAGACGCCUUGACAAUCUUGAACUGGUUUACAUCUUGCUGAAAAGACUCUACGGAAUAUUCGAAGAGUUGUAA
Molecule: messenger RNA, 2736 nt
Organism: Trichoderma reesei QM6a
Lineage: Eukaryota; Fungi; Ascomycota; Sordariomycetes; Hypocreales; Hypocreaceae
Exons: 3
Coding region: 1-2736 (911 amino acids)
Source: RefSeq, a predicted model, not a curated record